UCAUUUUUCCAGAGAUUUUUCAGUUUUCCUGAUUUUGUUUUGACUGUAUUCAACAACGGCAGCUAUGAUUUACCGCUCUUAGUUUGCACUUUUCACUGAUAGUCGUUCAUAUUUGAUAUUUUUUUGAUCGGAUUAUACCUGACACGCAGCAGCGAUGAACAGCAUGCGCUCCCGCUGCUCCUCGGCGCUGCUGUUGGCCUCCCCGUCGUCACCUCUGAAGGCCUUCGUGCGAACAUAUGAGACCUACGUAAUGUGGCGCAAGACCGGAUGGCUCAAAUGGCAUCCCUACAAAACGGUGGACUGGGACCGGAUCACGCCGGACUGUCGGACCAAACAGGAAAAAUUGAACCCCCAGAUUUUAACCGAGGAGGAUAUGCGUGCCACAGGAAAGCCUUUCGUACCAAUUGUUGGAAGUGUUGCAGAUCAGUCAACAAUAAAAAUCUCCCAACUAGUCGCCAUGCAAGGACUGGAAGCGAACAGCGGAGUGCGUUACGCCAGUGCUGAUAAUUUACAGAAGCUGUAUCCGGGUGUUGCGUACAACUUCAGUUCGGAUGCCGAUGACGACAUGAAGAAUUCGGCGGCCAAAUCCGAUAAAUUCCAUGGUUAUAUUCCGAUAGAUCACUUGAAAAUCACUGUGUCAAGGAGUUCCGGUGCUGGUGGACAGAAUGUUAAUAAAGUGAAUACCAAAGUGGAAGUGCGAUUUAAAGUGGACGAUGCCUGGUGGAUCCCCGCCAAACUCAGAGAUCUGUUGAAGGAGAAGGAGAAAACGCGAAUUACCAAAGAGGGAUAUUUCUACAUUCAUUCGGAGAAGACACGGAAGCAGUCGUACAAUUUGGCUGACUGCUUGGAUAAGAUCCGUUUUCUGCUUCGCGAACUGGAGACCCCACCGAAAGUGCCCCGCGAAGAGGAUCCUCAGAUUGUCCAGGCUAGGAUGAGGCGAGCGGCAUCGGAAAGAUUACGAGAGAAACGCGAUCAAACUAUGAAAAAACAUUCCAGGCGGAUGGAUUUUGCUGCAUAGCGAUGUUUAAACUUUAAUGUUUCCUGUGUACAGCGUUAUCGUUUGGGACUGUUAUCUCUUUAUUUUUCAUAUGAAAGACCAUAGUUAUGACGAAUGGAAAAACUUGAAUAAAACAAAACAGGGA
Paramacrobiotus metropolitanus is the source of this 1142-nucleotide messenger RNA. RefSeq names its product peptidyl-tRNA hydrolase ICT1, mitochondrial-like. Bases 155 to 1018 code for a protein of 287 amino acids. The record is from RefSeq and is a predicted model, not a curated record. Gene Ontology annotation, biological process: mitochondrial translational termination. The transcript is spliced from 7 exons. Gene Ontology annotation, cellular component: mitochondrial large ribosomal subunit. Gene Ontology annotation, molecular function: translation release factor activity. Lineage: Eukaryota; Metazoa; Tardigrada; Eutardigrada; Parachela; Macrobiotidae.